Messenger RNA from Closterium sp. NIES-67, 3630 nucleotides. NCBI's taxonomy places the organism in Eukaryota, Viridiplantae, Streptophyta, Zygnematophyceae, Desmidiales, Closteriaceae. The record is from the annotation of a GenBank genome assembly.
CAGCCGACUUCCUUACCAAGCGGCUAGCUGAAGAGCCACACUGGCGCUGUGCGAGAAUGGCGGGAAUGUCCUUGAACUAGAGACGGCGAAACAAGCCGACAGUCUGAGGGGGAGUGUGUUGGUGCAUAUUCGUUUGCACGUCAUCCUGUCGUCUGUUCGCAUCAUUUCGUUGCAUGUGUUUUGUGUGCUACGUUGUUUGUGUGGUUUGUUGGGUUUGCAUGUCUUUGCAUAUUCAUCUUGUGCUUGUGCAGAUGUGCUUGGAUUGUACAUCAGAUCGAGCGCAUUCCAACGAGCCAAGAAUUGUUGGAAUCGGAGCACAUAUGAAGAAAGCCCAUUAUCACGCAUUUGGGACCUAAAUUACGAUGGGAGAUAAGGAGGACUCUGGUGGAGGUGAUACUUCAGUCCAAGGAGGCAGCUCAACCCAAGAUUCUGGCAUUGCAGCACGAAGGGGAGCGCGUACAAGCCAGGGGUCACUGCUUAAGGAGGUGCUGAAGAACUUCACCAUUGAGAAGUUCUCUGGAGAUGGCUAUGAUGAUUGGGCAUGGAAGAUGCAGCUCUACUUUCGACAAAUUGGCCUCUUGAAGCUCAUGAUUGGAACGGAGCCCAGGCCAAAGGAAAUGGCAGAGCAAGCGGACUGGGAUGAACGUUCAUCUGCUGGGUAUUAUCUACUGUCACAAAGCUUGGAGCUGAACCAGAGGCAUCACAUCAUGCAUCUGCUACCGGAAACUGAUUGUGGGCCCAAGGCAUGGGCAGUGCUCAAGGACCUGCACGCUCCGACAUCGGUUGCCGCUUCUCUCAUGCUGGAUCGGGAGCUGUCCAUGCUGCGGUUGAGCGAGAAUGAACCUGUGCAGCCCGUUCUGGACAAGAUGAGGGAACUCUACGCGAAAUUGGCGAUUGCGGGCAUCACGUACCCUGAGCAGACUAAGUGUCUCAAGAUGCUCAGCCUGCUGCCCGAGUCUUGGCUGCAAUUUAUAAGCGGACUCAGCUUGCCACAAAACCAAAGUCAAUGGACAUUGGAGUGGAUUCGCACCAAGAUUCUGGAAGAAGAUUUUCGUCGCUACACACUGCGCGGAGGUGAUGACAGCACCAGCGGCUAUGCCAUGCAAGGGACAUGGAGGGAUCGAGGGCGUGGCAAUCGCGGUCGCUCUUACUACAGCCAAGGUGGUCGCGGGACUUGGAACCAGCGGGGGCGUGGUGGCGCUGGUGCAAGAGGAAGAGGUGGUCACUCCAACAAUGACAACAGUGAACCACGCUUGAGGGGAGAGUGCUGGUAUUGCAAGGAAGAAGGGCAUCCAUGGUUUCGCUGCUCUACCAAGCCCGACUGGUGGACCCCUUGGAACCAAUCACAAAAGGGGAAUGGAGGAAAGCAACCACGUGGAGGUGCCAACAUGGUAGCUGAUCCUGCUGAAGAAACCUCCAAGGAUGACAGAGGAAUGGGAAAUGAGGAGAGGAAUGCUGGACAGUUCUACCAUGUGUGUGACAAAGAUGACAGUGGCACGGCUGUUGCAAGGGCUGGAGAGGAAUUGCACCCGCUUGACAUGUGGGUCAUGGACUCUGGUGCUGCAUGGACAAUGACACCACUCAAGGAUUUGCUGGAUGCUGUGCGAGCGCCUCCAAUCUCUGAAGUGCGCUCAGCAUCCGGACAUGCAGUGAAGGUCGCUGGAGUUGGUCGAGCUGCAUUCAGAGCACCUGAUGGUGGACUGGUUGUGCUGAAGGAUGUGUUACUCGUACCGGGGCUGAAGGCCAAUCUGAUAUCGCUGCGCAAGCUAGGCCAGGCCGGAGUCAGCACCACCACCAAUGGAUCCAAAACAUUCAAGGGGCUGCAAGGAGAUCGUGUGUUAUGGGAUUUACACGAAAGCAGGGAUGUCUUCAGAUCCAUGUGGCAGAUCCCUGCGCUGAUAUGGGAAUCAACAAAGAAGGAGCUGGGAGUAGUAAAGGCGGGAUCUGGAGUCCAGGGGGAGUGCAAUGCAGUUAGUGCUGCAGGAGUGAUGGUUUCUGCAAGGUCGGGGGAGACUGAUUGGGAAACCGCACACAGGCGUCUAGGGCAUGUGGCUAUGCCAUUGCUGCAGCAACUGCAUAAGGAAGAAGCAGUAAAGGGGCUGAAGCUUUCUAGGCAACCAAAUGAUACCAAGUGCGAGACGUGUCUGCUGAGCAAGUUCACACGGUUCCCCUUUCACGGCGUAGCUGGGAAAAGCAAGGCAGCAUUGGAACUGGUGCACAUGGACCUGGUAGGACCUUUUCCAGUUCAAGGAAGAAAGGGGGAAAGAUACUUCCUAACAAUAGUUGAUGACUGGAGCCGGCUGAUGUGGGCAUACCCGUUGAAGCAGAAGGAUCAUGCUGCCUCAACAAUACGAGAUGACUGGCUGCCGUUCGUCGAGCGACAAUCUGGGCAACCAUGCAAGAGCAUCAGAACCGACCGAGGUGGAGAGUUUCUAGGAGGAGAUCUGACUGCGUGGCUCAAGAAACAAGGCAUUGAGCAUCAGCUAACAACGUCCUAUACCCCUCAGUCAAAUGGCGUUGCUGAGAGGGCUAAUAGGACCAUCCUGGAAACUGCGCGAGCGCUGCUGAUCGAAUCAGGGCUGGGGAACUCCAUGUGGCCUCAUGCGGUGAGGCAUGCUACAGUGGCAAGGAACCGCGUACUCACAAAGGUAGCUGAUGAUAUGUGGGUGCCGCUGGAGAGGUGGCUUGGAAAGAAGCCUCCAGUGGACAUGCUCAGAGUGUUCGGAUGCAUGGCAGUGGCGCAUGUCCCUAAACCGUACAGGACAAAGCUUGGAGCAUCUGCACUGUGGUGUGUGCACCUUGGGCUUGCGGCAGAGAGCAAGGGGUGGCUACUCUGGGAGCCCUCAAAGAAUGUGCUGUUUGACAGUCGGGAUGUCAAAUUUGUGGAGAACAUCAUGUAUGGCAAGUGGGAGAAGCAGCCGGAGGCAAGGGUCACCCAGCAGCUGGAAGAGAUCACUAUGCACUUCGAUUUGUCCGAACCUGAGGACAGCGAAGUCACUGCGCCAACGGCAAGCGGUACUGAUGAAGGAAGCAAUGAGGAUAUUGCAGCUGAUGCUGAAGUCAAGGAUCCGGAGCAGCAGCAGCAAGAGGCUUCCAAAACACCAAGUCUGCCAAAGCGAAGGAAACAGAUUGGUGGGGGGACAAAGGAUUGGGUGAAGGUGAAAGAAUGGGUAAAUCCAACCAUCUACCCUGCACGUACCAGAAUGGCAACAAGAAAGCUGCUGAGCUCUACAAGUGAAGGAGCCACAACUGAGCAGCAGGAACAGGCUCAAGGCGAAGAUACAGUGCUGUUCUUGGGUGAUGACCAAGAGUCAGAUGACGAAGAGCCUGCAUACUGCUUUUACGCACCAAUACAACCUCCGAGCAUGGAUCAUGCGCUAGCCGGGCCUCAACGGGGGAAAUGGCUCGUUUCAAGAGAUGCAGAGUACAACAGCCAGAUGGAGAACCACACAUGGGACCUGGUGUACUUGCCAAAUGGGAAGAAGGCAAUACAGUGCAAGUGGCUGGCAAAAAAUCAAGACGGAUGAGAAAGGAGAGCCAUCAGUUUACAAGAGCAGGCUGGUGGCAAAGGGGUUUCAGCAGAAAGCGAAGGAAGAUUACAAAGAAGUGUUUGCCCCAACUGCUAAGUCU